UCUCAACACAGCCAGAGAGCAUCUUGUCCAUCCAAGAAGACAGGAACUCUGGUACCCAGGAAAAAUGACUGAAAAAACCCACUUUGAAACAGAUAUGCUGACGCUCACGCGAUUCGUUAUGGAGAAGGGACGGCGCGUUAAAGGAACGACAGGGGAGCUGACACAGCUGCUCAACUCCAUACUGACUGCCAUAAAGGCCAUUUCCUCUGCUGUCAGAAAGGCAGGCCUUGCCCACAUGUUUGGUAUAGCUGGCACCGUGAAUGUGACUGGUGAUGAGGUGAAGAAACUGGAUGUAUUAUCCAACUCCCUGGUGAUUAAUAUGCUCCAGUCCUCUUACAGCACCUGCGUCCUGGUCACAGAGGAGAACAAAGAGGCUAUCAUCACCCCGAAAGACAAGCGGGGUAAAUAUGUGGUGUGCUUUGACCCCCUUGAUGGCUCAUCCAAUAUAGACUGCUUGGCACCAAUAGGAACAAUAUUUGCUAUCUACAGAAAGGAAACAGACGAUGAACCCUCUGAAAAAGAUGCUUUACAGCCUGGACGCAAGAUUGUCGCUGCAGGCUAUGCCCUGUAUGGUAGUGCUACACUGGUUGCCCUCUCCACAGGACAAGGAGUGGACUGCUUCAUGCUUGAUCCGGGUAUUGGUGAAUUUAUUUUGGUGGACAGAGAUAUUAAAAUCAAGCAGAAAGGGAAGAUAUACAGUCUCAAUGAAGGAUAUGCGAAGUAUUUUUAUCCUGAAAUGACAGAAUAUUUACAAAAGAAGAAAUUCCCUGAGGAUGGCAGUUCCCCAUAUGGUGCCAGGUAUGUGGGAUCCAUGGUAGCUGAUGUUCACCGUACAUUGAUGUAUGGUGGGAUCUUCAUGUAUCCUGCUAAUCAGAAGAAUCCUAAAGGAAAGCUCCGACUUCUCUAUGAGUGCAACCCUAUGGCUUUCAUCAUUGAGCAAGCAGGCGGGAUAGCAACUACGGGGACUGAACCAGUAUUGGAUGUGAAACCUGACAAUAUUCACCAGAGAGUUCCUAUUAUCCUUGGUUCUCCAGAUGAUGUGCAAGAAUACCUUGCUUUUGUGAAGAAGCACAAGAAGAGCAGCUAA
Acanthisitta chloris (rifleman) is the source of this 1087-nucleotide messenger RNA. It is a transcript of the gene FBP2, whose product is annotated as fructose-1,6-bisphosphatase 2. The coding region runs from base 65 to 1087 and encodes 340 amino acids. The transcript is spliced from 7 exons. Lineage: Eukaryota; Metazoa; Chordata; Aves; Passeriformes; Acanthisittidae. Gene Ontology annotation, cellular component: cytosol; cytoplasm. Gene Ontology annotation, biological process: gluconeogenesis; fructose metabolic process; fructose 1,6-bisphosphate metabolic process. The record is from RefSeq and is a predicted model, not a curated record. Gene Ontology annotation, molecular function: fructose 1,6-bisphosphate 1-phosphatase activity.